This is a messenger RNA of Nymphaea colorata (pocket water lily), 1179 nucleotides long. RefSeq lists its product as uncharacterized. The record is from RefSeq and is a predicted model, not a curated record. The transcript has a single exon. Bases 62 to 394 code for a protein of 110 amino acids. NCBI's taxonomy places the organism in Eukaryota, Viridiplantae, Streptophyta, Magnoliopsida, Nymphaeales, Nymphaeaceae.
UCCGCCGGUUAACGCCUACCUCACUUCUCAGAAGGGCCGAAUCUGUGGUGGUGGUGGCGGUAUGGCCAGGGUUCAGCGGCCGAGCAGAGCUGCCGGGGCGGCAGCAGCAGCGGCAGCGGCAGCGGACACAGCAUCGUGGUACUGCGCGGUGCUGCUUGUGGCCCUCAUACUGCUGGGUAUGUUCAAUCAGGAGCGGCCGAGCUCCGCCGCGGCAGUGCCGGUUCCGCGCCGGAGCUGCGACGAGAUAUACGUUGUUGAAGAAGGGGAGACGCUGCAUACGAUCAGCGACAAGUGCGGCGACCCUUACAUAGUGGAGAGGAACCCCCACAUACACGACCCUGAUGAUGUCUUCCCCGGUCUGGUUAUCAGGCUUUCUCCCUCCACCCAAAGUUGAUUCUCUGUCUCUUCCUUGGGGGUUUUCUUUUCGAGCUUGUUAGGAAAGGUUUCUUGAUUGUGUGUAGCAGAGGAAGAAGACAUAAAAAGGAAAAAGGAAAAAGAAAGAUGAUGGUUGUAAAGAAAUUGAGUCCUUGGUGUCGCUGUUGCUUCUGUAAUACAGUCCUUCCUUGUGAAUAUUACACGGAGGCAGCUUCCUGUUACGAUUUACUUCACCUUUUUUUUCAGAUACAGAGAAUUCGGUUCCUGCUACCAUGAUUUCAACUUCUUCAUUUCUAGAGAGAGAAAGAGGUGUCCUGUUGCCUGUUGGUGGGCAGACAACCAAAGCAGGCUGUCCAUGCUCUGCAAUUAUAAAAAUAUUAACACCACCAAUUUGUGUGUUUUAGGAGUUAAUUUGUUCCGUUUUCUUCCAAAACGAGUCAGUCAUGGCGGGGAUAAAGAUUGGCAGCAGUUCCUGGUCUGCCAUUUACGAAAAUUUGUGCCUUCCGGAAAUCUUUUUGCAAAUUUCGAGGAAGGGCAAGCUGCCAAUUACCGUGUUUCUGCAUCUUCUGAAAGUCUUUCAUUUAAGAAGCAGUUUCAAUUCAUGACCAAGCUUCGCACUCUGCAGUUAUAGCUGUUCUAGAGACAGACAGUGAGAGAGAGAGGACGGUAGGUGACGGGCGAGGAUGAAGGAGAAAUUCUAGGUGCACGUAAAGGUUGUGGUCGGUGUGACCCAAUCCGUGGCGGUUGGUUUGUAAACCUAUGGCGGUUUUAUAUACGUUUAAAUGAAGAAUAAUAUUUUGUUCA